Molecule: messenger RNA, 8663 nt
Organism: Vespula pensylvanica (western yellowjacket)
Lineage: Eukaryota; Metazoa; Arthropoda; Insecta; Hymenoptera; Vespidae
Product: discoidin domain-containing receptor tyrosine kinase B-like
Exons: 17
Coding region: 454-3315 (953 amino acids)
Biological process (GO): cell surface receptor protein tyrosine kinase signaling pathway; protein phosphorylation; multicellular organism development
Cellular component (GO): signaling receptor complex
Molecular function (GO): collagen binding; protein tyrosine kinase collagen receptor activity; ATP binding
Source: RefSeq, a predicted model, not a curated record
UCGCGAGGACUACGCACGGUCUUAUAUGUUCUCGCGACUUCCUCCUUCCGGAAAGAUUUGAAACUUAAUAAUUUGAGUCGGAGACGCGCCAAAAUCAUUUCCUUAUAUCAGUAAGAACGAAAUAAUAUAAUAGUGUUUCUGUGAUACCGUGACAUAACGUGACUCGUUGACGAUCAUGCUUGCGUGUUUUACUACGAUCAGUUGGUGAUAGUGCUAGUCAACGACAGACCACGACAUUGCUCCUGGUGAACGAACAACUGAGGUGUUUUCGUGACAACGAGCUAGGACUCCCAUAAAUUUAACAUCGUUCUUCCAAGCACCGAGUGGUUCUUGUUGGUAUCAAGUGUAGCGGAAGUAGUGCAGAAAAUGUUACACUUGACGAGGACUGAAAUGACGCAGGAGUCACGGUGAGAAAAGGGCGAGGGUUUCACCCUCGCACGAAAAGGGGGUGCCAUGGCGAAGAACUUUAGUUUCGUCGUUGGUGCAAGCCCAUCGACUACCCCUCUCCUUAUUCGUCUCCUCCUACUCGGCUUCACCUCGUUCGUUCCCGCAACGCGUGCCGUGGAUCUUUCACAAUGCAUCGCACCACUGGGCAUGGAAUCCGGAGCAAUACCGGAUAAGGACAUCACAGUCAGUUCCACCUACGAUGCCGGAAAUGUUGGCCCGCAUCUGGCACGGUUGAAAACGGAGAGCCUCGGUGGUGCUUGGUGUCCAAAGAAUCAGAUAACAAAGGAGGCGAAAGAGUGGUUGGAAAUUGAUCUUCACACUGUCCACCUUAUCACUGCCACCGCUACUCAAGGUCGUUUUGGAAACGGACAAGGUGUCGAGUACUCAGAGGCUUAUCUUCUGGAAUACUGGCGACCACGAUUGGGCAAAUGGGUUCGUUACAGGGACAUCAAAGGACAAGAGGUAAUACCAGGCAACACGAACACGUAUUUGGAGUCCAAGCAUGAACUGGAGCCACCUCUGUGGGCUAGCAAGAUCCGUUUUCUGCCCUUCAGCCGUCACACGCGGACAGUUUGCAUGCGGGUCGAGCUCUACGGGUGUUACUGGAGCGAUGGUGUGGUUUCCUAUUCGAUGCCUCAGGGUGACAAGAGAGGUAACGAAUGGGAAUUCUUCGACGCCACUUACGAUGGCCAUUGGGACGACGAACUUCGUCGUGGACUGGGCCAACUAACUGACGGUAAAACGGGCCCAGAUGAUUUCAAGAUGGGCUAUUACGACGAUCGAGGACAGGGUUGGGUUGGCUGGAGAAACGAUACACGAAGUGAUCAACCGAUUGAGAUUAAAUUUGAGUUCGAUGUAGUCAGAGAAUUCUCGGCAAUUCAUAUUUACUGCAACAACCAGUUCACCAGAGACGUUCAGAUCUUCUCGCAAGUCGACAUACUCUUCAGUAUAGGCGGGAGAUACUACAACGGUGAGCCGAUUACCUACACCUACAUGGAGGACAAAAUAUUUGAAACGUCUCGUAACGUCACCAUCAAGCUUCACCAUCGUAUUGGCAAGUACGUGAAAUUGAGACUCCAUUUUUCCGCCAGAUGGAUCAUGAUCAGCGAAGUGAUUUUCGAUUCUGAUAUAGCUCAUGGUAAUUUCACAACGGAAGAAGCACCUACCACGGAAUCACCGAUCCAAAGUGAUGUUUUUGUUGAAAAAAAUGGAUCAGGCGUUGACGGUGAACUUCCUGUGUCAACUGCGAAACACGAUGAUCCAACUUACAUGGCAAUCGUAAUCGGUGUAUUGAUGGCAGUGAUACUACUCCUUGCCGUGGCGAUAUUUUUGAUUGUUUCAAGGCAUAGACAACGCAAAUGCUUUGCCAGUCCGAUGACUGGAAAAGCCCCAUCUCAUUUGGGUUCAACCUGUGCCACCGUUGAAAAAGGAGCAGCGUUGAUGGCUUAUACUUUGGAAGACGACGAAAGAUACGCCGGGGGUUCUUUACCUACCCUACCACGUGAUCUGGGCAAUCGUCUCCUGGAUAUCGCCAAGCUCGAUGACUAUCAGGAACCCUACCAAGCGUUGAAGUAUGCUCCAUACUACAGCUACAGCACCGUCGUUAUGGAGAUGAAAGACAUGAUGCUGAACAACAAGGGCACCAACAUCAAUCACUCAGCAGUGUACGCGAACGGUGCAGUUGACACAUCGUACGAUUAUGCGGUACCGGAACUCGGCACGGUACCACUCCUCAACCAAGAAGGAACCGGAGGAUGCGUUAGAACUACUACUGUAUCCAGUACGACCAGCGAGAAAGACAGUCUCUUCUCUAAAAAUUCUUCGCAUAGCACCAAGGCCGAGGACAAGAAGUCGCCAACACAACAGGAGGUACUGUCGGCCUUGAAAAGACGUCUCGAACAAACAAGCGUGCCGCUCUUCCCACGACAUCGUCUUCGCAUGCUUUCCAAACUCGCUGAAGGUGCCUUCGGGACGGUAUAUGUUGCUGAAGCCGAAGGGAUUCCUGAGUAUGGAACAACGACCACCCUCGGCAAACGUUUCGUCGCCGUCAAGUUUUUAUUACCGGAAGCCAGCGAGAAGGAAAAGCUCGAUUUCCAGAGAGACGUGAGGAUUUUAGCGGCACUCGAGGAUCGCAAUAUUGCUAGGGUUUUGGGUGCUUGCUGCCGCGAGGAACCCUACUGCGUUGUGAUGGAAUAUUUGGAACAUGGGGACCUCUGUCAAUUCCUAAAGACGCAUAUCACUGCAGAGGAUGCCCAUUCCAUGCCAAUCGGUGUUAAGACGCUUAGUUUCAACUGUCUCAUCUAUAUGGCAGCGCAAAUCGCAUCGGGCAUGCGGUAUCUCGAGAACCUCAACUUUGUGCAUCGGGAUUUGGCUACUAGGAAUUGCUUAGUUGGAAAAGCUUAUCAUAUCAAGAUCUCAGACUUUGGUACGGACAACGAACUAUAUGCCUGUGACUAUUACAAGGUGGAUGGAACUGUACCUUUGCCUGUUCGUUGGAUGGCUUGGGAAUCUAUAUUUUUAGGCAAGUAUACAACGAAGAGCGACGUAUGGGCGUUCGCGGUGACUCUUUGGGAGAUCCUAAAUCUAGGAAGGCGAGUUCCUUAUGAGCAUUUGUCGAACGAAGAAGUGGUAGAGAGUCUCCGAAGAUUUCAUCGUGCUAACGAAGAAGACGGCUCAGCUUCGGAAAGUGGUUGUACCGAUGGAACGAACGAUCAUUUCGACUAUUUGCCUAGACCAACAGCUUCCUCGAAAGAUAUCUACGAUUUGAUGCUCGAAUGCUGGCGUCGCGAGGAAAACGAACGUCCAACGUUCCGCGAGAUUUCACUUUUCUUACAACGGAAAAAUCUCGGAUACGCCCCAACAUCUUGAUAUUGAACCCUGAACACCAAUGAGGGCUAUGAUUUCUUUCGUGUAACUUUCCGAUCUUCCGACGUUAUGAGGAUUGGACGAUGAUAACUUCAUCGAUUUUUCUUCUAUCUGUUAUUUAUCAGUUUCAGAACGGAUUUAUGAACAUUGAUGAAUAAAUAAAUAUCUUCCAAUUAAUUAGGAGUUUAGCUCCGCGCAUCUUAUGGAAAUUAGAUGGGCUGAGGAAAUGUAUUUUUGACGAUUACGCUUCUACGAAAAGGAUGUCAUCGAAUUGGUUCUUUUUGAUGAGAGAUUGUUAGGAGCCCAUAUCGCGAACAUUCCUUAUUAGAAUUUACAAGAAACUCCCGCUUGAUUGGAAUCAUUAAAUUCUUUGUCGUUUUCUUUUUGUUUUUCAACGAAAAGAAAGAGCUGAGAAUACAUACAUUUGAUUUUUCUAGAAGACGAGAAUAUGACGUUGGACUGUGACUUCGACAAUCCAAUGAGUGCGCCGUGAUUCUUAAUAACUCGUUUAACAAAAGGCUACUGCGUUUAUACGACUGAACGAUAGAAUGGCGAUGACGCCUCUGAUAUAAUAGACUUAAGAUUAAAUGAAAAAAAAAGAAAGAAAAAAAAAAAGAAAAAAAUGAGAAUGAAAAAGACAAAGAAAAAGAAAAGAUAAAGGUAAAAAUAAAGAGGAAAAUAUUCAAGAUCCUUCAUAAAAUAAACGUUUAGGAGCAAUACAAUGUAAUUAGCUAUUAAAUACUGCUGUGAACAUUCCUGCAUAGACGAGUAUAUAAUCUAUGCCUUUGAGUAAUUACUUGAUCGAUUAAUCAUGAUACGAUCGAUAAUUCAGCACAAUGCUCGUUACUUAAUCGAAUAAAAGUAGCAGCGAAGAGUGAUUGUUUGUUGGUUGGUUCUUUUCUCUAUUUAAUUAAAAAUUACAUCGACCAUAAUGGCAAUAUAUUAAUUAUAACAAUAUAAACGCUGUGACUAUCGUUGCUAACUAAUGGAAAAUUGCGAACGGAUGUAUGUGACAAGUAUGAUGGAGUGCGUGUGUAUAUGAGUAUGCGUGUAUCGAUCUAUUUCUCUUCGAUAUUAUAUAAAUUAAAAAAAAAAUCUCUUCGAGACAAGUCUGCAUGUAUAUAUAUUCGUAAUGAUCAUAAACAAAUUUUAUAGAAUUAAAGCGAUACCAAGCGACAUGAGUUUUCAUAUUUGCUUUUAAUAUUAAUUUAAAAAAUUUAAAUAAUUUAUCUUACUUUUAACAUGUAACUUUUAUGAUCCUUUUUAAUUCAUGUCACUUGAUAGUCAGAUGUAAGAACUUUCAAGAAUGCUAAGAAUUGAAAUUCGGUAACGUUGUACCGUUCUUGUAGUGGACAUCUAUAUUGAUAUAUCGAAACAAAUCAUCGAACGAAAAAUAAAGAAAGAAAUACAUAAAUUGAAAUAAACACAUAUUCAAUUAAGGGCAAUAUCGAAACAUAAUGACAACAGACAGGUUAUUAAUAGAAAAAAGAAAAUUCUAUAUGCUAGGCGGGAUCAAUGAUACUAGUAUAAAUAUAUCGUGCAUAGGAAUGCAUUAAUAAACAUAGUAUAACAAUUAUUUCUUUUGAAAAUCGCACAAUUUCUUUCGGCAAUUUGAAAAAAAAUCAUGGAAAUGCUUGUUCGCUGUUAAUGAAUGAAGCUUUUGAAAAAUAUCAUUUUCGCAAAUGUUUCAACAUAUCGUGCCGUGUUCCUUCGUGCUUAUUUGAACGAAAGAAUAAGAGUUAAGAGGAGUAAAAAAACAUGGGAAAUCGAAAAGCAAUAGAUAAAGAAAUCGGAUUAUAUUAUACAAGUGUGUAUAUACGUACGUGCAUAAUCACUUUGACGAAAAUUUAAUUGGAACGAAAGAGUUCAACGAAACGAUUCAAUCAUUAAGUUCCAUUGUGUAUGUAUAUGACAGAUAGAUUACUACGGAAAAAAGAAACUGUUGUCUUUCAUAAUGCUGUUUCAUUCUUCUUCUCCGUACUUAGUCGUGCGUAAAGGAAAAACGAACAACAUUGUGAAAUGUAAUAGUACGCGUAAUCUUAACGUAUAGGGGAUGUUACCGUUAAAACGUUAAAAAUACUAUUUAUAUAAAUUAAUCUAAUGCCAUUUAAGGAAGUAGAUAGUCAGAAAAUUAGUCAUAUACGUUUUUCGAAUAUGUUUAAUUCGAGCGUAACUAAAAUCGGAUUAGUCUCGUACAUUUGUACGAGCAAUAUCAAAUUUGUGUCUAUCUGUUCACGUCUUUACAUAUAAUCGCACCAAAAAUGAUUGAACACAUUUUUCUUUAGAAGAAUCUCUCAAAUUUCUUUCUCACAUUUACUGUCUCAAAAUGAAGUUAAAUUCAUGAACUUUUUAAAAAUACAAAAAAUGAUAAAGCGGACAAAUAGACACAAUGUUUGAUUGUCUGUGAAUCAUACACAUUGUAUUAACAUUAAUUGAGUGAUAUGAAUUGCAGUUUCGCUCGAAUUACAUUGAUAUAAAAAUAAUGCUGCCUUUGGCUAUAUCGUUGCCCCUACUGCUAAAGAGUAACUCACUUGUCUACUCAUGUGAUAAUUCAGUAUAUCUCUUCGUAUCUACCUGUACCUAACUAGCUCGAUGAAAUUUUCAGAAGUGAAAGGAUUACAUUUUUCAAACCCUACGCGAUUAUUUCGAAAAGAAUUUUUUUUAUUAAUUUAUUAUAGAACAGCAUCGAAAAGAAUAAUCAACCGCGUUGCUUGUAUCGUUUAUUUUAAAUUAAAAAUUAAUUCUCUUAAAGAAGUCGCGAAUAAAAAUGUAAUUCUUUUCUAACUGAGAGAAAUGAAAUCGAGAUGACUAUUCUACCUAAUAUGCGCCUUCUCCGCCAAUUAUAUCGAAUAAUUUUAAGUUCGUUGCGACAUAGAGCUCUGUCAAAGUCGUUAGCUAAGUGAUCGCUACGUGCUGAGAAAAGUCAUACGAAUAAGUGUUAUUGUGUAAUAACUCAUUCAAAAGGUCCCUUGUUUUGCAUAUUUAAUAUAUUACUAUAAAUUAUUUUGUAGAAAUACUUCACUCUCUGCAAGUUAACCAGAACAUGUAAAAAAAAAAAGGAUUAAUAAGAAAGAGCGACUAUUUGCGUAAAUUGAGUUAAAAAGUAAUUUAGCACCUUCUUCUGAAGUAAAACUUAAUUUUGAAAGCAUCGGAUUACCGGUCUAUCGUGGAAUUGAAUGAAAUCGUUAAGACAUAAAUAAAUAAUCGGGAAGAGACUAUGAAGAGCUCACCUAGUUAUAUCUUCUGUAUCGGACACGGGCGAAAUCUAGCACCUUUUUAUUUUUCGCUUCAACAUUAAAGUCUUUUAGAUAUCAAAUAUCCUCAUCGAUAGAGAAAAAAAAAGGAAAGAGAUCAAAGACAAGGAAGGAUAGAGCUCAAAGAAUACAAAAAAAAAGAAAUGGAAAAAAAAGAAAUAUUCAGCCCGUGUCUGUUCUUACAAUGCUAUUAAAAGAGAGAGAGAGAGAGAGAAGAAAGGAAAGAAACCUUAAUCGUUAUAGUCAUAAAAUUAUUUUGUACUAAAAACUGUUUAUAAUUUUGUAUCUAAUCUCUGUAAAUACUAAACGGUCGUUUUCGACUAAAAAAAAAAAAAAAAGAAAAAAAAGAGAUAAGAAAAGAAAGAAGAAAAACUAGAGACAAUGAAAUACGACGUGAGAGUCGAUUUAAUUAGACUGUUUAAUAAGAGAUCGGAGGGUGAGGUGAUUAAUCAGAAGCUAUGGUUUUAUUUCAUGGUUUCAUAUGACAUGAUCGAAUCAUCCUAUUAACCUGUGAUCUUGUUUCAAAUGUAUACUGGGAGAAUAUAGUUUUUUUUUUAUUUUUUAUAUACCAUAUUAUAUCCAUUGUAUUUAUCAAGUACAGGUAUGAAAAAAACGAUACCAUGUUCGGAAAUCAUAGCUUCUGAAAAUAGUCACGUUAUAUAUAUAUAUAUAUAUAUAUAUAUAUAUAUAUAUAUAAUUAUUUAUAAUACACGUGCACGAAUAUACAUAUGCACAUGUAUACGUGUGCGUGUGUAUAUAUGUGUAAUUACUUUAAAUGGUAGUAAAAGAGUUGCUAAGAGAAAAAAAAUUAAUAAGUUAAAUCGAAAGAAUGUAAUUAAAUUUCGUAUAGAACGGGACUGGUAACGUAACGAUGUACAACGAUUUAGAAAUUACUUGUAUCAUAAACGAAUCGACAAUUAAGGGACAAAUCAUAAAACUAUAUAUGUUAUUCGGUAGCUGUGUAUAUAUAAAUAUAUGAUAUAACAUUAUAUGUAGAAUAUAACUAGUCACUUCUUGCGGUCACUUUGUAGUGCACAAAAUGCGACCGACGAUCGCGAGAAAAAAUAAAUAUAUGAUAGAAGAAAAAGAAAGAAGAAAUAAUAGAUGAAACUCUUGUUUCUGAACUUCAAUUGUUCAACGCGAUCAAUCAAUCGAGCAUUCACGAAUUUUUCUGCUAACUGCGAGAUCACAAUGCAUCGGUUUUUAGAGCACAACAAAAAAAAAGCCGAUAUACUAUAACGUGCAAAAGUAUUGAAUCGUAAUACUUUGGUAAUGACUUAAAGUGUUCUUUGCUGAAAUCAAAUUCUGAGCAAGACAAAGUUAGUAUAUCUAAAAUAUUCAUUAAAAUUAUACAAUUGACAUUUAAAUUGAUCAGAGUUAAUCAAAUUGUCUGUUACUUGUUUGUAUAUUGAUCAAAACUACAAAGUACUUAUUAUACUCAAGUACUUAUUAUAUGUAAAACCGAAAGCAUAUAUUUAUCAUACGAAUUUGAUGCAUGUGCAAUUCUAAAAAGGAAAAUGCAUCGUUUUAGAGUCAUCACCAAAACAAUACCAAAGUCAAUACUUUUACACAUCACCAUGUAAUAUUUUCUUAACGGGACAGAAUCAUUGCCAAUAAUUAUAUUCACAUAUUCGUUUAAUCAGAACGAUCUCCGAAUAAAAUAGAGAAUCAUUCUCUACUCAUUACAACUCUGAAUCAUGGUGUGUAAUCGAGCAUGCAUCCUCCACUUUUACCGUAAUAUUUAUUAGCAUGUUCCUUAUAGAGCUCGAAGGUACGAUGUACGCGCGAAAUCUGAAAGAAAAAGAAAAAGAAGAGUUCGUACCACUCGAAUGUGCGAUAUACCGUAAUAUUGCAGCCAUAUAAAAAUUUUUCAUCUGCAUAUGGUUAUCAGUACAUUCGUAAGGAAUAUGUUAAUGCAUCUCGCAUUAAAUAACACGACUAUACGAUCCGAUUUUUGUCUGUGUUUUCUUGUAAAGCCUUUUAUAAUAAAUUAAUCGAUUCCUUGAAAUGCAUCGAAGUCUGGGCACGUACGAAGCACAACGACGGUUUCUAUUUGUAUAAGACAGUGGAACGAAAUAAUAAACACAUUUGAAUGAA